Molecule: messenger RNA, 678 nt
Organism: Gongylonema pulchrum
Lineage: Eukaryota; Metazoa; Nematoda; Chromadorea; Rhabditida; Gongylonematidae
Source: the annotation of a GenBank genome assembly
AUGCGCAUACACAUACAUACUCGCAUACAUACAUACAUACAUAUAUACGUACGUACAUACACUCAUAUUCGUACAGCUGAGGAUAGAAGGAGUGGGCAUAGUUAUGGACGGCUACAUAACGACAAUUUGGAUUAUCUUUUGCAGUUGGUAGUUCUAAUAUUCCCAUUUCUGGAAGACUUUUUUACAGAUGAUAUGAUGUUUUUCUUGAAAUAUUAUGAUGCCGAUGAGAAGGCAACAUUUUUCUGCGGGCAUGUUAUGAUCAAUUAUAAAUCGACCAUUCGAAGUUAUCUGCCACAGAUACUGCAGAAAGCUCGUCUGCCGUUGGAUACGGAACUGAAAUUUUAUGAGGAGAUAGCGCCAGAGCGAAUGCGUCCUCUGUGCGUUGAUGAUAUUAUAUCGCAGGACCAUACGGUUGUGGAUUUGGUGGACGGUGCAUUGCUUGUGUUUGAGCGAGCCGACAAAUCCACCACUGAGAAUAAUGCCCAUCUUUACUAUACGACAAAAUACAAUACAAUGCUUGUUGAAGCACUGCAGAAUCCGGAAGGUUUUGGCACACCACUUAUUGAGCAAUUUGACCCAGUAAUGGGUGAAAUAAGCCAGACAUGGACAAUGGGACAACUAAUGCAGUGGAUUGCUGCUGGUAUUGGAUGUUCAGCCGAUCAUAUCCUCUUAUGGAAA